Molecule: messenger RNA, 6286 nt
Organism: Ctenopharyngodon idella (grass carp)
Lineage: Eukaryota; Metazoa; Chordata; Actinopteri; Cypriniformes; Xenocyprididae
Gene: tmem74b
Product: transmembrane protein 74B
Exons: 2
Coding region: 313-1017 (234 amino acids)
Source: RefSeq, a predicted model, not a curated record
CUUAACAGACACCAUUGAAGCUGAUCUAGUGCAUACUAAAGGUGCACUUCAGAACUAACAUAACGCAAAAUGUGCCUCGACAGCUCUGGACUGUGUCGUUUUUUAACGAUGAAUAAUCUGACAUGUUUUUUCAUUUGUGUUUAAUGCUGAAAAUGACAGUGUUUCCAUCGCGCAUGGCUAAAUCUCCCCUCGAGAUCUCCGUGGAGUCUUCCUGUCAGCAUCCCACCGUUACUAUGAUAUCUGUGGAGCGAUCGCGCCUGAAGGUGAAACAAGAGGCAUUUGAUUCAUCAUGAGUGCAAGAGUUCAGUGUCGAUGGAGUCUCUGAACGCCGUGGAGCUCCGUGAACUGGGGGAUGGGAGCAGGCGAGAACCUCCUCAGGCCUCCUCAGGACCGCGGCCUGCCACUGGCAUCGAAAAUGCGUCGUUUGAGGACGAGGAUCCGGGAACGAGGAUCCGGGUUACCUCCAGAACAUCUGGAACUGGCUUCACCUCUCUCGAUUAUCAGUCAAAUCCGUUGCCUAUUCAGAGAGAAGUGCCGUCACCACGCUCCGAAGAAGAACCUGAGCUCGAGUAUAACGACCAUUCGGUGGACUACGGGUUCAUUUUCGCACUAAUUUUCCUUGUAAGCGGAAUCAUAUUAGUGGUAAUUGCAUAUACGAUCCCAAGAGAGGCUAAAGUCAACCCGGACCAAGUGACAGCACGCCAGAUGGAGAAACUAGAGAUGUACUACGCACAACUCGGUUCUCACCUCGACAAAUGUAUUAUUGCGGGACUUGGUUUGCUUACUCUGGGAGGAAUGCUCUUAUCAGUUUUAUUAAUGGUGUCUAUAUGCAAAGGGGAACUGUAUCGCCGAAGAACUUUCGCUAGAAGACCCAUGAAAUCUUAUGGAUCCAUUAAUAUGAGGAUGAGGCAGUUAGCUGAAGGUGAUGGAAGGGAGACUCUCGUGGAAUGUGAACCUAACGUCACCACAGAUGUCGUGAACGGUAAUCAAGUUCCUACUGGAACGCUGAACACGUAGCACAACCGAAUCACAUUGACAAAUAGAUUUGCAUUCCCAAAAGGAAAUAGUGCUUGCAAGGCAGCAUAAAUAACAUGUUUAUGUAAUUGAUUAUCAGUAAAUGGCACAUCUCAGAGCCGCGGUUGCUGUUGUCAUGACAUUCAGCGUCCGUCUUUUUUUGUCUGCUGUGUUGCCAGAUCUCAAAAACUUGGUCUCAAAAAAAACAAGCCCAAAUAAAGAAACUAUCCUCACUAAACAUAAGCAAAUAAUAAUAAUAGAAUUAUGAAAAUAAGAUAAUUGCUUACAGGAAUAGUCCACCCAAAAAAAAUUCUGUCAUCAUUUACUCACCCUCAUGUCAUUCCAAACCCGUAAGACUUUCAUUCAUCCUAAGAACACAAAUGAAGAUCUUUUUAAUGAUGUCCCUCCAUUGACAGUCUGCUCAACUACCAUUUUCAAGCCCCAGAAAGGUAGUAAUGACAUCAUUACAGUAAUCCAAGUGACUCCAGUGGUUUAACCUCUAUUUUAUGAAGUGACGUGAAUGCUUUGUUUGUGCAAAAAACAUAAUGUACCACUUUAUUUACAAUAUCUCCAAAUGCGCUUUCACGAGAGCACUACAAUGCAUGCAUGUUAUGUUGACGCGAAAGCAGGUGUUGUUGCGUGAACGUGCAUUGGAGAUUAAUAUUUUAUAAAUAAAGUGGUAAAUUAUGUUUGUUUUGUUUUUUUGCGCAAACAAAGCACUUACGUCGCUUCAUAAAAUUGAGGUUAAAUGACUGGAGUCACGGAUUACUUUAAUGAUGUCUUUACUACCUUUCUGGGGCUUGAAAGUGGUAGUUGCGUAGGCUGUCAAUGGAGGGACAUUUCAGUAAGCUGUACUGUAUCUUUCAACAUACCUUCUGAUGUUCAUUCAUGUUCUUUUGGUGCUGUAACUAGUAACAAAGAGGAGACCAUUCACCAUUGAGAAUAAGCUGAAAAUAAGCUCAAUAAACUGCAACCCAUGACUGCCCACAUUUAUAAGUGACUAAAACAAGCACUGAGUCGCAUAUAAUAGGACAUUGCAACACCCAGCAAUGCACAAGGAUAUUAUAUAUAUGAUUUAAUAGAAAACAAAUACCAUUUAUGAUUCAGUAUGCAAAUUAAUGCAAGAAAAAAACAAAUAACAUAUAUUGCUAUGGCAUCAUCUCUGAAAUUUUCAGUAGUACACACUCCAAAAAUGAAAGUCAAAGGCAGAUUUUCACACUUUAAUCUUAAAUUUCUUUAAAAAGUCUGCUAUUUUCAAUAAAACAAAGUUUGAAAUGAAAGAAACCUGUUAUGGACAUGCCCUCCCCAUUCUCAUUUUACUACAAAAUGAUUCAUUACUGUAAUGUGAAAAAAUAAUUAUGUAUAUAUUUUCAAAUAUAACAUAUUAAUAUAUAUCAUAGUAGUAAUCAUACUGUUUUUUGUUUAGAAAAAAACUGUAAAGGCAAGCGUUAUAGUUCUUAUAAAACAACAUGUAACAUGAUUUACCAUGACUAAUUGGCCUUCCGGGUUGACUGAACAGUUUUUUGUCACAAUGCCAAAAACAGGCUUCGUUUUCCUUGUGCCAAAAUAUACAUUCUUAUUUUUUCCUUUUAAGUCUGGGGUAAAAUGUGACAUGUUUUCAUAUACCUGUUCAUGCUGCCCUGCAAGCACUGUCAACAUUUUAAGUUGUGGUUGUAGGCAAACACGCAAAACACAUAAUGUAACGGUGCAAAAAGAGAUGCUAAGGACUCAAAAGACAAGUGAAUGAAAGCACAACGGUGAAGCUUCAUAAUAACGUAACAUGCUGCAGAACAAACCGCCAUCAGCUACUUUACAAAACUUGAAAUAAAUGUCUGUAUAAUCUAUAACAUCACUAAAGACACUAUGAGUGGAAUAUAUACAAGCUAUUAUUAUCCAAGGAUGCAAUAUGCCUUAAGACUUUACAAAUGUUCACUGUCAACACAAACAUUGGCUUAUUUGUAUUUGUAUACUGUUUGUGUUUUGUAUAUGUGUCACACACUUACUCGUUGUCAUCAACCCACGUUCUUGGAUUAGAGGACAAUGUACUGCAACCAAGGGAAUAGACAUAUGAAUGCUUAAUGUUUUAAACAAGAUAUCUAUUUUACAGUAUCUAUCAUUAUGGUACUUUAGUAGAUUUGUGCUAACAAUUAACAAAAAUGUGAAGUUUUACUGUAAUGGUGCAAUAUGCAUAGAUUCCAAUAGAGAAAUAUAUAUUUCCAUAUCAAUGUUCAGGUCGCAAAGUUGUUGUCUUCUCAAUGACACAACAAAUAUAGGCUACUGUAUGCUUUAAAAUGCCCCUAAUAUGCUUUUUCAGAUAUUACCUUUCGAAAUAUAGCAGUUUGUGAAUGUAAAAGGUCUGCAAAGUUUCAAAUAUCAAAGAGUUAUUGUUUCCUAAAAGAAAGAAUCGAUUCUGAACUGCCUGAAACGAGUCGUCAGUAAUUCCAGUCUCUCUUCCUGCAUGCUGGAAUUGAUUAGGUAAAACCGACGCCAUCUUUACUAUUCAUAUCACUCACUAUGUAUCAAGUGCUGAGGAAGAGCUGAAGUUCAGAUAUGGUAGUGAGCGUUUUGUUUCCGACACGCGCUAUAAGCGGUAGACCAAUCACAACAGACUGGGCCAUCUGACCAAUCAGAGCAGAGUAGGCUCUUGGAAGGGAGGGGUUUAGAGAGACCGAAUCUUCGAACGAACCGUUUCACACACUGACAAAAGAGGUGAUGUGCAAUGCAUACUGAUGAGAAAAUGAAAGUGUUUUUUGACCUUGGAUGCAUGUAAACCUAUUGUAGAAGACUCCAAAACAAAAUUAGGAACCAUUAAAAUAGCACAAUAGGGGCACUUUAAGAUUAUGCUCAUCACCCCUUUUAAAAUAAAGUCAAUGUAAUAGCACAUAAGCAGGUUACAUUUGACAUUCAUUGUGUACUUGAUCCCAGAUGAAGCUGCCUGCACCUUGGUCUGGUUUUUCUGCUGAGGUAACUAUUUUCUAUAAGUACAAUAUUCAGAGAUUGUAAUCAAAACUAAGCAGAAACCUAAUAAGAGCCGAUGUAUUACAUGUCUUAGAUGUAGUAAAGAUUACCCUGGCCUGUUAUGAUAUAUUUCCGGGUGUGAGGCAUCCAAAAUACAUACUCAGUAUAUUACUCUGUGCAGAACAGCUUUGUAAUGGUAUUUAUGGAAGUGAUAACUAAUAUAACACUGUGUCUACACAAGAUGCGACCAUUGUCGCUUGCGUUGCAACAGCUACACUGGACGCGACGCCCGUUGCAAAGCAUUUGUCCUUCGUGUCAGUACGUCAUAAAUAAAACGAGCCAUCAGUUUACUGUUGGAGAUGUGUCUCGCGUCGCGCCGUAUCGAGUGUAGACAACAUCACUGAUUAGAACUGGUUCUAGUGUCUUUUGUCGCAUCGUGCCGCUCGCGUCCGGUGUAGACACGGUGUAAGAGUUUCAAAAGUGCACUUGAUUAACGUCUUAAAACAUGAUUUUAAGGAUCAGAAUGCAAGUGAGUCACUGUAAAAUUAAGGUUAGCUUAAAAAACGAAAACACAAAGUAACAAUUUAACAAGAAUUUGUCACUGUUACACUAAAUCUAAUGGUUAAUGAGAGCACAUUGUAUCCGAGAGAGAUAGAAUAUUGUUACAGACCAUAAUUUAUUUCACAUUCCAGCGUAUUAAAUAUUCUUUACACUAUAUAUUUACUAAAGUCUAAAGAUUGUUCGAACUUUACUAUAUACUGUCCUUUGGUGGUGUAUAAAGUGUGAUGCGUUCACUUGCUGCUUGAUGCAUCACUAACUUAAGUGCUGUUUAAAUGCUGAUUAAAGUGAAAUGGACUUCUUGUAAAGUUUCUUUGACGCCAUCAUGUUUCUCAUCGCAUCCCUAAAUUAUAGUGAAUAUAUCUGUCAUUUAUUAACUGUAAGAUGUUGGUUAUGGUGUGAUGUAAAAUUAUAAGGAGAACGGGACGUGGUGAAAUGCUUUUAUGUCUUCAAUUGUGUAAAAUAUUGUCUUGUAAGCACAGAGGAUCUAGUAUUGAGCACACUAAGCAUUUAUCUUACACCAAAUCUGUGCUCUUGGUCACAUUGCUCAUGCACAAGCCCAUAAAUGAAUGUGAAUGCCGUUAAAAUACCUUAUGAAAUGUUGUAACACUUUUUUAACACGACAACCUGAACGGAGCAAGUCACAUUGACUGUAUUAAGAGUGAAAUACUAGCGUACUUACACUAUUGUUUAAAUGUUUGGCAUCAGUAAGAUUUUUUAAAUUAAGAAAUUAAUACUUUCAUUCAGCAAGGAUGCAUUACAUUGAUCAAAAGUGACAGUAAAGAACAAAAAUAAUUUUCAACUUUCUAUUCAUCAAAGAAUCCUGAAAAUUAUGGUUUCCACAAAUAAUAUUAAGCAGAACAAAUUGAUAAUAAUAAGAAAUGUUUCUUGAGCAGCAAAUCAGCAUAUUAGAAUCAUUUCUGAAGAUCAUGUGACACUGAAGACUGGAGUAAUGAUGCUGAAAAUUCAGCUUUGAUCACAGAAAUAAAUUACAAUUCAAAUAGAAAACAGUUAUUUUAAAUUGUACUAAUAAUUCACAUAUUUACAGUAUUUUGAUCAAAUAAAUGCAGCCUUGAUGAGCAUAAGAGACUUCUUUCAAAAACAUUUUAAAAUCUUAGCAAACCAAAAUUUUUGAACAGUAGUGUACUUAAAAACAGCCUCACCCUAUUGCAUGUUAUAUUCAGCGAGUGGGAUCCAAAAGUCCUGAAUAAAUGUGAUUAUUUAAAUACAACUGUGUACUGCACAUUUCAUCAAACGUAGUAGGUCAUCUGUGUAUUCCAUGCAUACAAAAAUGUGCAAAUAUUGUAGUAUGGUAGUAUGCUAUUCAAAUGAGCACAAUUAUGGGGCUUGUAUAGUUGUUUGGGCUGAUUAGAAGCAGCUGCUCAUCUUUGUUACUAAAUUAUCAUCAUUGUACAAUCUGUGAAGGUUAAUCAUGGAGUCAGGCUAUGAAGAGUUCCUAGAAAUCCUCGGGAAUUACAAACACAAGUGCAGCUUUCUAACACUGCAGAGGCUUAAUGAUGUGCAUAAUACUUGUGUGAGCCAAACAGACUGUUAUAUAUUCAAAUUAAAUGCAGUACCAUGGUACUUUUGGGCCUUUUCACUCUGUUUUUUAAUGUAGAGAGCGGGGGUGUUUGAAUUGCAUGUGUAUAAUGUGAGCUGUGCAUUUUAAGUCUGUAACCACUUCAUGUGUGUUCAAAGCAAAUGUGUCACCUUUUUAUACUGUUUCCAUGCGUGAAAUAAAUCUUUUUUGUUGCGA